AUGAAACAUGCCAACAUUGACGGCUGCAGUCUGGAUAGCGCAUCUAAGACAAAUGGCGCGCGGCGCAUGUUUACUGCUUUUACUACUACUACUACUACUACUACUACUACUACUACUACUACUACUACUACUACUACUACUACUACUACUGCUCCUACGGCCACGGGGCGCCAACGCCAGGGGCACGCACUACGGAGCGGUUGGGACUAA
Messenger RNA from Penicillium lagena, 210 nucleotides. RefSeq lists its product as uncharacterized. The coding region runs from base 1 to 210 and encodes 69 amino acids. The transcript has 2 exons. The record is from RefSeq and is a predicted model, not a curated record. Lineage: Eukaryota; Fungi; Ascomycota; Eurotiomycetes; Eurotiales; Aspergillaceae.